Messenger RNA from Myxocyprinus asiaticus (Chinese sucker), 3605 nucleotides. Its product is annotated as zinc finger protein 239-like. NCBI's taxonomy places the organism in Eukaryota, Metazoa, Chordata, Actinopteri, Cypriniformes, Catostomidae. Bases 196 to 1095 code for a protein of 299 amino acids. Gene Ontology annotation, molecular function: RNA polymerase II cis-regulatory region sequence-specific DNA binding; DNA-binding transcription factor activity, RNA polymerase II-specific. The record is from RefSeq and is a predicted model, not a curated record. The transcript has 3 exons. Gene Ontology annotation, biological process: regulation of DNA-templated transcription.
AUUCCAGAAGUUGCUAUAGAGAUGCUGUAGUAGACACCGCACCUUAAGGUCUAAAAAUUGUAAUGACACACUUUGAGGAAUAUUUCAAGAGGCUUGUUUGAAUGAAGAUCACCAGCUGUGAAAAAAGAGGAAUUAGAUGGUACUGUAUAUAAAGAGGAACAACUCCAAGUGUAACCACAUAAGUCUACUGAAGACAUGAGUGAUCCAAAGCCAUGCAGAAUGAUAAAUGAAGAUAAUGAGGAACAAAGAGAUCUGAUGGAAGUGAAAAAGGAAAGUCAAGAACUGAGUGACGUGGAUCAGAAACACCAUCAGUAUCAUAAAUGUAAUAAUUUCAUAACUAAUGAAGAAUCUUUUAGUUGCUCACAGACUGAAAAGAAUUCCUCACAAAAAAGAACUCGAAGAACAAGAGCCAAAAAUUAUUUAACAUGCCCUCAGUGUGGAAAGAUUUGCGCACUAAAAGACGAUCUACAGAGGCACCUGAGAAUUCACACUGGAGAGAAGCCGUUCAGAUGCCCUCAGUGUGGAAAGAGUUUCACACAAAAAGGAAACCUUAAGAGGCAUCUAAGAAUUCAUACAGGAGAAAAGCCUUUCACUUGCCAUCAGUGUGAAAAGAGUUUCACACAUGUAACAACUCUCAAAAAUCAUCUUUUUUGUCACUCUGGAUUAAAGCCAUAUAACUGUGAUCAGUGCAGCAAAGAAUUUACAUUGGUAUCAGAGCUAAAGAUACACCUGAACAUUCACGCAAAUGUAAAACCUUACCUGUGCUUUUGCGGAAAGAGUUUUUCACGGCUGAACAGUUUUAAUGUGCACCAGUUAAUUCACACAGGUGUUAAAGCUCACGUAUGCUCAGAGUGUGGUAAAGCUUUUAACAGAGCUAGCGACUUGAGACGGCACCAAAGAGUCCAUACUGGAGAAAAACCUUACAAGUGUUCACUUUGUGGAAAGAGUUUCAUUAUGUUAGGAAACAUGAGAACCCAUGAAAGAGUGCAUACUGGAGAGAAGCCAUACCACUGCACUUCAUGUGGGAAAAGUUUCACCCAAUCAUGUAAUCUACAGACUCAUCUAAAGAAGCAUUGUCCAAAGUUGUUAUACUAAGCAGUUUAUUUUUAGGGUAAACUUGUUCAAUUAAACAGCGUGAAAGUCAGAUAAAUACAUUUUCAAAUGAUAAAAAUUCAUAAUCAAAAAGAAUAUCUUACAAGUUCCUGCUUCAAAGAUACAGUUCUUGUACUUGAAGAGAAACAGAUUCAGCUCACUGGACAGGAGCAUGAAAGUGAAGGUACGGAUGUUUAGAAACAUUGCUUUAAUUGACAGUGAGCUCUUCAGAGGAACUCACAUCAGCAGACAGUAGAAAUAGCUUCAGCAAAGAACUGUAUCACUUCUGCUAUGGACUCUCUGCUCUGUACCAGGGUUGUGCACUAUUCAGAAUUGAAAGAAGAAUGCCAAUUCAAUUCCUGAAGUUGGAUUUGAAUUUGAACUGAGGUAGCAAAAAGGAUGUAGAAUUGCAAUUUUAAUUUCAAUUUAAGGAAGUAGAAUUAAAAUGGAAUGAAAUUCAAAUAAACUCAUGACUGUUUUCAAGUUUAUUUUGAAUACAUUUGAUUUUUCAGGAUAUAAGGAAACUUAUCAUCAUAUGCAUAACUAACAGGGUAUUUACGGAAACAUUACACUGUAAAAAAUGUCUGUGUAGAUCUAGUAAUCAAUGCUGAAAAACACUGAAAGAUUUACUUGAUUAUUGUAGGUUUUUUUUUUUUCAUCUCAAGUAAUGCAUGUCAUUGCAGCUUUUAUAUUACAACAUACUUGGAUUCUUUUUAAGUUGAACCAACAAGCACAGCAGGGUGUUGUAUUAAUGCAUUUAUUUGAAUUCAAAUUGGCCUACACAAAAUGUUUGUUUCAGUCCCAUUUUUAAGUUUCAGUUCCAUGUUUACGUGGAAGUGUCCCAGCAUGCACUGGGGCAUGAGUAAUAUUUUUGGAAUAUUUGGCCAUUUGCAGGCUUGUCCAUAUAGGCAGGUAAGGCAGAGCUCCACCUAUUGAUCCACAUAGAUUCAUACUAAAACGGCCAAUAAUGUUAUUUUUUACCCCAUAAAUUUGUUCAAAAUGCAGACAUAUGUAUUUAAGCACAGUGUACCAGAAGAUUAGGCUACAUUUUCACUUAAAAAUAAAUAAAAAAAGGAUACUAGGGAUGUUUUUAAAUAUCCUUGGUAUAAUUUUUUUAUUCUUUUUAAGUGAAAAUGUAGCCAAAACUUCUGGUACACUGUGUUUGAUAUGGAUAUACUGCAUGUGGGGCAGAGAAUCUCGUUUUUCCAAUGGAAAUCUGUGGUCAAAUAUAGUACUGCAAAGAGCCCUCAUUUAGACGCAUUGGGGCAGAAAAAAAUCUGCCCGUAAUGUAGUGCCAAACCAAAGAUAACUUUAGUAUUAGUGCACACCAGCAGUGUGACAGAUUGCGACAUGGCGAGCGCUAUUGAUGGAUGUGUGUAACAGCGUGCCGUUUCUAUUGCAAAUUCAAGACAAACUGAUCAUCAAACAACUUGGUCCUGACAACCUAGACUUAAAAAAAUUUUUGAAAAUAAAAAUACAAGGUAUGAUGAAAAAUUAUAUGUCAAAAAGCCUUGGCUCUUGGUUGCUGAAGUGAAUAAAAUGUUGUUUCCCAUAUUUUCUUUUUCAUUCUUAUUUUGCAAGGGGAUGUAUAGAGUAACGUAGGUGUAUGUGAUUUGAAACAUUCCUACUGCGGGCCUGUUUACUCUGAAACUUAUUGUGAUUCAAAACAUUAUAUUAAUAUAAUUAUAAUAAAAAUUGUGAUUUAUUACUAUGAAACAUUUAGUUUUUUAGUACUGUGAAAACGUGGCAUGUAGAUAGUCGUGUUUUAAUGUAGUUAUGUUAUGUUGAAUGAGUUGAAUACUGUUAAAAAAAUAAAAAAAUAAAUAGUGGUUACACAUAAUCUACAGCGCUCAGAGCAAGAUCUGCCCCACCUAUAGCUGUGGUCACGAGCCGCUGCUGGUUAUUUGCAUAGUUUUAUUUACAUUGUUUUUGUUGUCACGGUAGGUAACUUGUUUUGCAAUGCAAUGAGUUUUUUUCAAAUAAAAUUAACAAUUUGUUGAUUGUUACCAAUCCCUUGUCGCAUUUUAUGUACCAAGUGUUGAGGCCUGUGUGUGCCAUUUUAAAAUGCUUUAUAUGAUUUUUAUUUUCUCAUAAGUGUUCAUGUGAUCAGUAAACUUUUGAUGUUGUUAGUUUAAGACAGCAAGUACGUUGUUCUCCAUCACAUACCUGCAUAUACUGUAUGUUUAUAGAAAUGUACAUGAGAUUCUCAGAAUAUUUAACAAUUUAAUAACAGUUUGAAUAAAUGUAUUAUUAAAUAUUAUAAUAAAAGAAGCAGUUGUUUCAAGACUAAGUUGACAGAGUUUGAGAAAUCUUAAAGUUACUUAAUUUAAAUAUGUAAUUGUUAAAUAUGUGAAGAAAAAAAUGUCAUGCAGGUUGACUUUUUAAGUUUUCAGUUCACUUAUAAUGAAUUAAUAAAUUCAACUUAAAAAAGCAAUGCAAACUUAAUUUCUCUACGUUUUACAAACACACCACUUUUGUCAGUAUUAAUGAUCAAAAUUUAUAUAAUAAAAUGU